AUGCCAGGAAUUAAAGGGGGGCAUAAGCCCGCGGCAGCUAAGCUGCCGCCGCCAGCUGACGAAUCAGACAGUGAUGAUGACGCCCCUGAGGAGUUCACGCAAACGCAAGCACGCGACCAGGCUGUGCAGCAACGGAAAGAGGAGCGGCAUCAUCGGGUUGAGCAGCAGCGAGCGCAGCGGGAGCUGCGCCGGGAUCGCCAAGCGAAAGCAGCGGCUGCGGCUGCAGCUAGAGCAGCAGCAGCCAGCGCUUCUGUGCCUGCAAAUGAUAACGACACAGCCGCGCAGGAUGAUGACGCUGAGGACCUGAAGCGCGGCCGCGGGCACGCGGGGCCGCGGUCGCGGCUACGGGAUCAUGCUGGGACAGAAGACGACGAGGACGACGUUGGAGACGCCCCGCUAGAAGCAGGGACAGCUCCGGGAGGCAUCGUGGUCGGCGAGGACGACCUCCUGCCGGAAUCUGUCCUAGCGGCCGUGGCGGCACGGGACGAGGCGGCGCAGCAGGCAGCAGCCGCCGCGUCAGCAGCGGCAACGCUCAGCGUGCGCGCGCAGCGGCGCGCAGCCAAGCGUCAGCGGCUUCAAACAGUGAAGGAAAGCGUCGUGGCGGUGGCGGUGCUGCCAAAGGUGGCUCAGGCGGCGGCGGCGGCAGCCGCCGCGAGCAGCAACUUUUUGAAGGAAUCGUUGUACGGCAACCGUAUACGGCGGUCAGCGGACAUGUUGACAAAAGUCAGGAACCGGCCUGCCGCCAAGUUCGUAUAA
Volvox carteri f. nagariensis is the source of this 756-nucleotide messenger RNA. RefSeq lists its product as uncharacterized. Bases 1 to 756 code for a protein of 251 amino acids. The record is from RefSeq and is a predicted model, not a curated record. Lineage: Eukaryota; Viridiplantae; Chlorophyta; Chlorophyceae; Chlamydomonadales; Volvocaceae. The transcript has a single exon.